Messenger RNA from Cucurbita pepo subsp. pepo (vegetable marrow), 1431 nucleotides. Its product is annotated as ethylene-responsive transcription factor ERF061-like. Gene Ontology annotation, biological process: regulation of DNA-templated transcription. NCBI's taxonomy places the organism in Eukaryota, Viridiplantae, Streptophyta, Magnoliopsida, Cucurbitales, Cucurbitaceae. The record is from RefSeq and is a predicted model, not a curated record. Gene Ontology annotation, molecular function: DNA-binding transcription factor activity; DNA binding.
UCAGGGAAAUCAAAAGGCGUGCAAAAUCUGUAUGGUUAACAAAAUGCAACAACAAUUAAACAAUUCCCAAUUCUUUACCACUCUGGAUUCCAUUUUUUCUCACUCUCUGCCCUCCACCGCCGUCGCCCUCAGCACUAUGCCGGAGACGGCGAUGGGCUCGUCGGUGUACCUCCGACAGAGAGAUCUGGUCCAUAAAUUUUGCGUUGAGAAUCACCACCUGCAAUUCCAACAGCAGCACCGCUACCAGCCAGUUGAAAUUUCCGUUGGUUAUGGGGGUUUUCCGGCGUCGGUGAAGAAGAAGCUGUACAGGGGUGUGAGGCAGAGGCAUUGGGGGAAAUGGGUGGCGGAGAUUAGGCUGCCGCAGAACAGAAUGAGGGUUUGGUUGGGAACCUAUGACACGGCGGAGGCUGCCGCCUAUGCGUAUGACAGGGCGGCGUAUAAGCUCAGAGGAGAAUACGCGAGGCUGAAUUUUCCCAAUUUGAAGGAGUUUAGGAAUUUGGGGUUCGCCGAUUGCGGCCGUUUGAAUGCUUUAAAGAACUCUGUUGAUGCUAAAAUUCAAGCAAUUUGUUCGAAGAUGAAGAGGGAAAGGGCUAAAAAGAGAAGCAAGAAAUUGGAUCCCCAAAACAUCCCCGUUUCUGAGUCGUCUUCGCCGUCGCCGAUGGCAGCGACGUGGUGUUCGAGCGGUGAAACGGGGUGUUCGUCGGCGGUUUCUGAAGAUGGGUUUUGGAGAACGGACAAUUCGCUGCCAUCGUCGUCGUCUUCCGUCUCGGCGGCGGCGGUGGCGAUGGUGGGGGAAGGGGACUGUGAAGGGUACUCUUCUCUGGCGAAGAUGCCGUCUUUUGAUCCAGAUUUAAUUUGGGAAGUUCUUGCAAAUUAAAUUGAAUGAACUUUCUCUCUUUGUUGUAAUUUAUUUUUUACUCCAUAUAGGUAAUAAAAAAUAUAUUUUUUAGGAAGAGACUUACACAUGGUUAGAAAGAUUGUUUGGUUUGUCUUUUGAGUUUGGUUUGUCUUUUGCAUCUGAGACACAAUUUAUUUCCCUCAGCCCAUCGUCUUUGUUGACACUCGUUUCUCUCAUGAAUCGACGUAGAAUCUUCCCCCUUCGAAGUUCAAUGUUCUUGCUAACACACCGCCCAAUAUCUACCUCAUUUAAGAGUUCAGAAUACACUGAUUCGAUUCAUAUUGUUGAAGGGAGAGGAAAAGAAAGAGAAGAAAGGAAGGCCAUACCGAAACCCAUACCGGAAACGUGAAUGAAAGAAACAAGGCAUCAUGUUCUAACGUUUUGGGAUUUAGAGUUCACACAAGAAGCUUAUCCAUUGAUGAUAGGGGUAACAAUGGUGGCCCUCUUCAUAGUAAGCCACAUGUCCACAGUGUCCUAUGCCACGACUUGUGUAAGAGCCCCCAUACCCUUCUAAUCUUUAUUAUGCAUUUACU